UCCAAUUUCACAUUGUUUUUUUUUUUAAUUUCUCUGCUCCUUUUUUAAAAUAAAAAAUUCAGUUUUUUUUUCUGCGAAGCUCUUUGUUUGUCUCUGUCUCUUGUCUCUAUCCGACAAAAAUCAUAUCUAAUAUCCUGCAAAUUCGUACGAUAUUGAAGUAUGUGUAGUUCAAGAUCAUCUUCACCCUCCGAUUCCUUCUUCCCUUCUGAUGAAACCCAAUUCUCAAAGCUCGGAACUUGUGAUCUGAAUCUUCCCCAUGAUUAUUCCCAGUUCAAUGAUGAUGAUUCUUUAGGGUUUAAUCGAUGGCCUACUUUUCUUGAGGGGGUAGAAGAAGUGAAAGAGAUGGGGAAAAUAUCCGGACCGACUGCAAUAACCGGACUUUUAAUGUAUACAAGAGCAAUGAUCUCGAUGUUGUUCUUAGGUUACCUCGGAGAACUCGACUUGGCCGGUGGUUCUCUUGCCAUCGGCUUUGCGAACAUCACUGGUUACUCAGUCAUCUCUGGUUUAGCCAUGGGAAUGGAACCGAUCUGUGGUCAAGCUUAUGGAGCGAAGCAAAUGAAGCUUCUUGGACUUACCCUCCAAAGAACCAUCCUUCUCUUGCUCUCUUCUUCGAUCCCGAUUUCUUUCUUUUGGCUUAACGUGAGGCGAAUCCUCUUGUGGUGUGGCCAAGACGAAGAGAUCUCUUCGGUUGCCCAAACGUUCCUUCUCUUCGCCAUUCCCGACCUUUUCUUCCUCUCUUUGCUUCACCCUCUCCGCAUAUACUUGCGGACACAAAGCAUUACGUUGCCUGUGACUUACUCCACGGCCGUCUCGAUUCUUCUUCACAUUCCAUUGAACUUCCUUCUAGUGACAAAAUUCGAGAUGGGUAUUGUUGGAGUGGCCAUAGCAAUGGUUUUGACGAAUCUUAACCUCGUUGUCCUCUUAUCGUCUUUUGUCUAUUUCACCGGUGUCCAUAGAGAUACCUGGGUUCCUCUAAGUGUCGAUUGCCUCAAGGGAUGGUCCUCGCUUCUCUCCCUCGCGAUCCCCACUUGUGUAUCUGUGUGUUUGGAGUGGUGGUGGUAUGAGUUCAUGAUAAUGAUGUGUGGACUUUUGGCAAACCCUAAAGCCACUGUUGCCUCCAUGGGAAUACUAAUCCAAACCACCGCUUUGGUAUACGUCUUCCCUUCCUCUCUCAGCUUAGGAGUCUCCACAAGAAUCGGAAACGAGUUAGGAGCAAAACGUCCGAGAAAAGCCCGAAUUUCCGUGAUCAUCUCCCUCUUCUGCGCGGUAGGGUUAGGCAUAAUGGCAAUGGCCUUCACCAUUUUGGUGAGACACAAAUGGGGAAGGUUAUUCACAACAGAUGCAGAGAUUCUUGAGCUGACAUCGAUGGCAUUGCCCAUUGCAGGGCUUUGCGAGCUCGGAAACUGCCCUCAAACCACCGGCUGUGGAGUCCUGAGGGGCUCGGCCCGACCCACACUCGGCGCCAAUAUAAACUUGGGGUCGUUCUACUUGGUGGGCAUGCCUGUGGCUAUUCUGCUAGGGUUUGUGCUUAAACUAGGGUUUCCAGGUCUCUGGCUCGGCUUACUUGCGGCACAAGCAACUUGUGCAACCCUAAUGUUUUGUGCCCUUUGGAAAACGGAUUGGGAGGUUCAAGCCCAGAGAGCAGAAGAGCUAACCUCACAAAGUCACCAUAACAACAAGAGUCCUCCUCCUCUUCUUCCGGUGGCUGCUACGGCUAGGGUUAGUUUAGAAGCCGAUCAUAACACUUUUCUUUAUUAGGGUUUCUUGCAAUUCUGUUUCCCAUCUCCUAAUCAUAACAUUGACGUAUAUAUGUUUGUAAAAACUUUUUUUUUUUGGUGUAAG
Tarenaya hassleriana is the source of this 1842-nucleotide messenger RNA. Its product is annotated as protein DETOXIFICATION 48-like. Gene Ontology annotation, biological process: xenobiotic detoxification by transmembrane export across the plasma membrane. The coding region runs from base 160 to 1758 and encodes 532 amino acids. The record is from RefSeq and is a predicted model, not a curated record. Gene Ontology annotation, molecular function: xenobiotic transmembrane transporter activity; antiporter activity. The transcript is spliced from 2 exons. Gene Ontology annotation, cellular component: membrane. NCBI's taxonomy places the organism in Eukaryota, Viridiplantae, Streptophyta, Magnoliopsida, Brassicales, Cleomaceae.